GGAGCAUCUGCCAAUUCAACACUGACAACACGAACUUGCGAGAUAUGGAGAAUGGCUCAAACCUGGUGACGGGUGCAGCAGAGGCUCUUAAACGCCAUACAUGUUAUGAUCUACUACCGGUCAGCUACAAAAUUAUUGUACUUGACACAUCUCUAUUGGUGAAAAAAGCCUUGGCAGCUUUACUUCAACAUGGAGUUCAGUCGGCUCCGCUCUGGGAUUCUUCUGAGCAGCGGUUUGCCGGAAUGUUGACUGUAACGGAUUUUAUCUACCUUAUUCGAUAUUACUAUAAUCACACGUCCUACGAGUCUGCCAUCGAAGAGAUUGAACAGCUGCAAAUAGCCGGGCUCCGAGAUAUCGAGCGAAAAAUGGAAGUUCUACGUCCUCGAAAUAUAUCUAUCCAUCCAAUGCAAACGUUGUACGAAGCAAGUAAACUUCUAUUAGAUGAUCAUCUCCACCGCCUUCCGCUCGUUGAUCGAAGUGGUGAUCAGGAGACAGUGGUAUCAGUAGUCACCCAGUACAAGAUUCUGAAAUAUCUUGCUGCGAAUGCACCUGCCGUUACCAAACUAGAUGUCACACUGAAAGAUCUUGGCAUCGGGACUUUUGAGAAUCUUGCCACGGCGACAGCAACAACACCACUCAUUACAGUACUUAAUCUGUUUAUAGAACGAAAGAUAUCCGCCGUGCCCAUUGUAGAUGACGAAGGAAAUGUGCUGGAUGUGUAUGAGAAAUAUGAUGUCCUGAUGCUGGCGCGGGAAGGGGCUUACUACGAUCUAGAGAUGCCCGUAAGCGAAGCAUUAGUGAAGCGAUCACCGGAUUUUGAGGGUAUCCACACAUGCACUCUAUCAGACACAUUAGGUCAUGUUCUAGAGACCAUUCGCCGAAUGCCCGUACAUCGAUUUAUUGUUGUUCAAGAUAACAAGUUGAAAGGCGUUGUCUCACUCAGCGAUCUAUUGGGGUAUUUGAUUGAACACUGAGAGAAUACAGUUUGUUAAAUAUCCUUGUAUAUAAUGUGUGAAUAAUACAUAAUUGGACGUGCGACGUGCUGGG
Spizellomyces punctatus DAOM BR117 is the source of this 1047-nucleotide messenger RNA. RefSeq names its product AMP-activated serine/threonine-protein kinase regulatory subunit SNF4. NCBI's taxonomy places the organism in Eukaryota, Fungi, Chytridiomycota, Chytridiomycetes, Spizellomycetales, Spizellomycetaceae. The transcript has 9 exons. The record is from RefSeq and is a predicted model, not a curated record. Bases 45 to 974 code for a protein of 309 amino acids.